GAAGAAAAAAGUAGAAUUGCAUAGUUCAAAAAGUUAACCUCUUUCUGUUUAUAUUUACUCUUGUGUAAAUCCAAAAUAAUUACAUAUUUUGUGAUGGAUUAUACUGUAGGAAGUAUAGCUGAUUUAAUAACACUGAUGAUAAAAUUAAAGUUAGGAGAAUUUCAAUCAAACUGAACGAAUAGAAACAAGGUAAGGGUAGAAAGUUGGAUAAUAAACAACAUUUAAACGAGGGAGGAAACACUAAUCUGAAGAAAAAAAUGCUUAUCAACUAGUAAAAAUAAUAUAAAUUAACACGAUAAUGAAGUGAGUAGCUCGGAAUCUAUUUUGAAAACAAAAGAGGAACAAAAAACGCAAAGAAAAAAAUGGUAUGAGUGAUAAUCAACAAGGAGAGAAUGAAAAAUAAAAAAAAGUAUCAAAUGAUGGAUGGCAGCACAGUUGAUGGUGAAAAAGAACAGUUAAAUCAAGAUAAGGAUACUACAGAACAAAGUCCAAAAAAUAAAGAAGAAGUAAAUGAACUGUUAGAAAAACCAGUAGCUAAUGAUAAAAUAAAACGAAAUAGUCAAGUAUUUGGUAUGGGAGACUUUGAUUAUGGAAGCUCUUCAGAUGUACCAGUUACUAUAAAAAACGAAGACGAGGAAUUCGAUCAGAUAUCUAGAAAAACCAACAAUCUUUUUGCAAUAAUUGAGAGUGAACUAGCUGCUAGCUUCGAAGAAGAGAGAAAUUUGAAAUGUAAGCUGAAUAGUUUCGAAAAAAAUUUGGAGAAAAAAAAGCAGCUUUAUGAAUCGUGUUAUAACUUGUACAAUAAAGAAACUAAACAUAUGGAAUUUAUCACUGGGAAAAACGAACUCUUCGCGAAAAAUAUCCAUCAUUAUGAGGAAAUAUUGCAAUCUUGGCAAAUUUUAAUUGAUGAAUUUAGAAAAGUUCCUGAAGAUGUCACUGUCAAUAACGGAUAUGUCAGUAUUUAACCAGGAGAAAAUUUAUAAGUUUGUGCCAUUAAUUACAAUAGCUUCGAUGAUUUAUUUUGGAACUAGCAAAUUACAGAAUUCAUAAGUGCAGUUCAUGUUGUUUGAUAACUUUUGUUCCAAUAUAAAUCAGUUAUUAUCAGAAAUUAUAUAUAACUUAUCAAUGGUCUCUGUUUGCUCAUAACUUUCGAACUAUAAAUUUGAGGUUGAAUAUAAUAUUACGUUCAUUAUGUUCUAUCAAAUUAAUCUAUCGACAGAACUUUUCAGUUACCUUUUGCUCCCUCCGUGGGUAUAUUUUCUUGGUUUCGCUGAUACACGAAACCCUAACAAAAUUAUGCAGCUCUAUGGGGAUGACACCUCUGUUUCUAUUUCACACGAAAAAUAACCUUAGUAACAGUAAAAAAAUUGUAAGCUACUUGGGACUAAGAAAUAAGAAGGAAAUUCUAGGCGUGACCCAUCAUCAAGGUGUUUGGCUAGAAAUUCGAACGUUCUCAUCACUUUAUUCGACAAAACUGAUAAAAAAGUUAUUAAUUUUUCAUUGAAUUAUUUUGAAAGCCGUAAUGUCAAUCGACCUUUUGAUGAACAUCAUCAUGUCUGAUGGUUUGCAGCUGCAAGGUGAGGUUUGUAACAACUGAAACUAGUUCACAAAUUUUGACAUCUCAGCGUAGUGCUAUAGUAAACUCCUCAAUCGGAGUAGAAACUCCGAACUGAUUUAAAACAAGACAUCUUGGCGGUUGGAGUUGCGAGGUUCUGAGAGAUUAAUCAAUAUAUAUCAUUUUUUUUUUAUAUCGAGAAUGUCAAAAUCAAAGGUCAAGGUCAAAUUGAUUUCUGUAGAUACUGACGUGUUAAUCAUUUGUCUCGGAAAUAUUCACAAAUUCGAAAAUAAAAAAAUAUGGAUAAAAAAUAAAUUGGGUGAAGAAAUUAAUUAUAUAAGUUGUACAGAUCUUGCAAGAUAAUUAAAAAAAGAAGAAUAUCCAAAAUAUGUUUGAUCAUUUGACGGAUCCGAAAGAUAUCAAUGACAAAGAGAAAAUAUAUCUUAUCUAAAGAUUUACUAACGAAAUGUAUAAUAUAGUUGAUAAUGUUGAUAGCUCAAGAUUUGAAUUAAUCUUGAAAUUUUUUGCAAGCACCAGUAACAAAGAAGAAUUUUACAAAGGUCUUAUAAAUUUAAAUCCUAGCAAUAUUCCUCCAUUCUGAAAAACUUUGUCACAAAAAGUUUUACGUACCAUAUUUAUAAAUGCAAUGUGGCAAAAUGCUACUGAACCAACUGCAGAUUUUAAUCUGAUUGGACGGUUGCUGCAAACAAUAUUACUGACCUACCUUUCACAAUUCAGUAAAUUAUUUCUCACUAAGUUCCGUCGAAUUGGCGCAGAGACCCUUUUAUGGACAAUUUCGGACACUUACUCUACUCCCAGCUAUUGUCUUCCCUGUUUGCGUGUUAAACGGACUGUCGGUUGUUCGAGAAGAUCCUUUUCUCUUUCGAAUACUAAGACGGCUACUGGUAUUUCCCUUCUACCAACCGCUGGACCUGCCUAGAUUCCGGUUGGUACCUAGAAAAAUAUUUCUAAUUAAAACGCUAUUCCUUGGUUGGCUUCUUGCCUGGAAGAGGACAGCGGAACGACUUCCCUUUUCGACUUGGUACCAAACUUUUAUUGCUGUAAGCGCUUCCCUUUCUCUAGCGGUGCGAAAGGUGAAGUCGCCUUGGUUACGGUUCCUUGAAUUUUGGUGCGCAUUGGAGAAUAAAAGCCUUGUAAAUAUC
Molecule: messenger RNA, 2718 nt
Organism: Diorhabda sublineata
Lineage: Eukaryota; Metazoa; Arthropoda; Insecta; Coleoptera; Chrysomelidae
Exons: 3
Coding region: 393-965 (190 amino acids)
Source: RefSeq, a predicted model, not a curated record